AUGAUUCUUCAAUCUGGUCAUGCAGUCCCAGAAGGCGCCCUCAAAGCGGCAUGUGAGGCGAACUGCGAGGAGAGUGUUAACAUAUUGGUGAACGAUUACAAAUGCUUCAUUGGAUAUGGAGUGCUCAAACUCGCCAGUUUGCAUCCUAAUCAGACCAUUUCAAAUGUCAUUGUUCACGGGUUGAUUCAUCGCAGAAGGCAAUUACAGGCACUUGCAGAGGAACAUUUACCAAAAAGUGUCCGAGAUCAAUUACGCAUCGAAUCCUCAAGCCUACUAAAUAUCCACGCUUAUGAAGCAUACAAACUAAUUCAAACAACUUCUAUGUGCCUAGAAGGUCUUCUAGAGCACUAUAGAUGGUCGGUCUUUGACUGCAUUGGUGUCAAUUUUGAUUUGGCUGAGCGAUUAUGGAGUGCUGGCUUCCGAGACGUGGAUGAAAUCGAUCGUGAUAAUCAGACGUGUCUGACAAAAGCUUGGAGAACAACACCACCAUGUGACUUAGAAGUCUUCCUGCAAAAGAUCAAUUGGCUGAUCGGCAAAGGCGCUGAUCUUCAUCACCAAAACUUAUCUGGAUCGGCCUUGCAUGAAAUAGGAAAUAACGUGGGAUCAAUUCUGUACUGGAUGAAAGAAGACAACUUGAAACACUCAUUAUGGAAAAUUUAUUCGCUGAGUGAACCUUCAAAGGCUUUAUUGAGAACAAUUCUUUCUUGCAAUACUCGAGAUGAUUGCAAAUGUGCCUGUUCUCUAAAUGGAUGUUCUCCAAUGACGACCCUUUUGAGCGGACUUUUGCCCACGCGAACUGACCAUGAUACUGCGGCCAAGCUCAUUCAUCUGUUUGCUGAAUUAUUGAUUGUUGUUCUCUUUCCUUCAAAACUCGAGCCCGAGCUUGAUGAGGCCUUAAAGAACCAUUUGAGUAUUGGCAUCAUCCGCUUCAUUACAUUCAAAAGCCUGGAUAUCACUCAUACCUGCUUGUAUGAAUACAGAAAAUUUGAGCCAGAAGAAAUAAAGGAGAUCCAAGACGAAGAAAAGCUCUUGAUAUUCGACCUCGAGAGGCUAUUGGCACGGUUCCUCGAAGAAUUGAAAAUGCGUCAAGUGCAACUUCCGAGCUACAUAACAGGCUUGUGGCGGACUAACAUGGCUUCAUUUCUAUCAACAUCAAGACCUCAUAGUGCCAAAGAAAUUACCCAUAUUCUUGAGUUGGGAGUUAUUCUUGAUAGCCACGAGACACAAGACGGGGAGACUUUUUCAUCCUAG
Molecule: messenger RNA, 1251 nt
Organism: Penicillium manginii
Lineage: Eukaryota; Fungi; Ascomycota; Eurotiomycetes; Eurotiales; Aspergillaceae
Exons: 1
Coding region: 1-1251 (416 amino acids)
Source: RefSeq, a predicted model, not a curated record